AUGCCCCAAAAACGAACACGCAAGUCUGACGAAGGAGAUAAAUAUCUGAAACCCAGUUCGAAGAAGUUUCGAGCGCCCAAAUCAUCCGAAAAGGCGGAGCAAGAAGAAGUCACCGCGGUCAUCAAACAACUCAACCAGAUGGAUAUUGAUAAUCAAGUUCAAGAGGGAGGAAUUGCAAACUACUAUCAAAGUCAAUUGCUCGAGCUCAAUGCGAUUAAAAAUGACAAGGAGCAAAAUGUGCGCCGACUAGAAGCCCAACGAAAUAGUUUGAACAGUCAGGUUCGACUUCUUCGGGAGGAGCUGCAGCUCCUCCAGGAGCAGGGAAGUUAUGUAGGAGAAGUGAUCAAGCCGAUGACAAAGAACAAGGUUCUCGUCAAAAUUCAUCCUGAAGGAAAAUUUGUCGUUGAUAUCGAUUCAAAAAUCAAGAUCGAAGACCUGAAAGCGACCACCCGCGUUGCCCUCAAGAGCGAUUCCUACCUGCUCCAUAAGAUCCUUCCCAACAAGAUCGAUCCUCUUGUCUCGCUGAUGAUGGUCGAGAAAGUGCCAGACUCCACUUACGAAAUGAUAGGCGGCCUGGACAAACAGAUCAAAGAAAUCAAAGAAGUCAUCGAAUUGCCCGUCAAACAUCCUGAACUCUUCGAAGCGCUCGGUAUCGCACAGCCAAAGGGUGUUCUUCUUUACGGCCCUCCCGGAACUGGCAAGACUCUUCUUGCGCGAGCAGUGGCUCAUCACACUGAUUGUACAUUCAUCCGAGUCUCUGGCUCCGAACUCGUGCAGAAAUUCAUUGGUGAAGGUUCCCGUAUGGUCAGAGAACUGUUCGUGAUGGCGCGAGAGCACUCCCCUAGUAUUAUUUUCAUGGACGAAAUUGAUUCCAUCGGUUCCUCUCGAAUGGAAUCCGGCAGCGGCGGUGGCGACUCCGAGGUCCAGAGAACCAUGCUCGAGCUUUUGAACCAGCUCGAUGGUUUCGAACCCCACCAAAAUAUCAAAAUUAUUAUGGCGACAAAUCGAAUCGACAUCCUCGACAGCGCUCUUCUCCGACCCGGCCGUAUCGAUAGAAAGAUUGAGUUCCCAGCACCAAAUGAAGACGCGCGAGUGGAUAUUCUGAGGAUCCACAGUCGAAAAAUGAACCUCACUCGAGGAAUCAACUUGCGCAAGAUUGCCGAAAAGAUGCAGGGGGCUUCUGGUGCCGAGUCCAAGGGAGUCUGCACUGAAGCUGGCAUGUACGCGCUUCGAGAGCGACGAGUCCACGUGACUCAGGAAGACUUCGAAAUGGCCGUGGCAAAGGUUAUGCAAAAGGACUCAGAAAAGAACAUGUCCGUCAAGCAGCUCUGGAAGUAA
Oikopleura dioica is the source of this 1338-nucleotide messenger RNA. NCBI's taxonomy places the organism in Eukaryota, Metazoa, Chordata, Appendicularia, Copelata, Oikopleuridae. The record is from the annotation of a GenBank genome assembly.